GCCCUCUCGGAAGCACACAUGGCGCAGAUGCUGCGGGUCGUGCGAGCAUCGAGGGGCAUGGCUAGUCUAUGAAGUUUACGAACGUAAAAGACUGAGCUAACACAGACAAGUAUAACCAGUGGUAUAACAUAUUUGUAGUGGCGCCUCUUCUGCAUCUGAGCUAGGAUGCAACUUUUCGCGUUGACUGCAAGGCUGACCAAUUUAAGGUUAGCGGCGGCCCCACAGAGAUUACUGCCGUCAGCUACCGUUGCGUUUAAGGAUCUGCACACCACGGCCCAGCUUAAUGCGGAGCCGCUUAAAAAGAAGAAACGACUCGACCCGGCUAUUCUUCGUAUGAGGGAAGAACGCAAGAAGCGAAGGAUCGAAAGGGGUAUCCGCCAACUCAAGAGGCAUGCCAAGAAGUACAAGCCAAUCGAAGAGUCGGAGGUGGCCCCAAAACUGCAAAAAGAGCUAGGAUUAAGGCACAGGGCGCCACCUGUCCUGGAGCAUGAGACAUGUCAGCUGCGAGAGGCGAUGCAGCGGGCCUGGAGCAUAUACUGCAUGCGGAAGCAUCAGAACGAAUCUGCCAUGCUGGAACGCAUCGUGGCCACACAGGAGAAGGCUUUGGAGAUGCUGAAGGAAGCCUCUGAAGAGUUGUACAAUGCAGCUGUGCAGGCUGACAAUGGAUUGUUUCCUGCUCAGUUCAAGGCCGUAGUUUCUACUCCUCCAAUUGAGAAUUAUGAGCCACCUGAUGGAAAAUAUGUUGACACCACAAAGAAGUGGAGACCCUAAAGUGCACAGCUGCUCGUUAAAAUAGAUGUACUACUCCAGUAAAUAUAGUUAUCUCCUGCA
This is a messenger RNA of Dermacentor andersoni, 831 nucleotides long. It is a transcript of the gene mRpL40, whose product is annotated as mitochondrial ribosomal protein L40. Lineage: Eukaryota; Metazoa; Arthropoda; Arachnida; Ixodida; Ixodidae. The record is from RefSeq and is a predicted model, not a curated record. Gene Ontology annotation, cellular component: mitochondrial large ribosomal subunit; mitochondrial ribosome.